Messenger RNA from Aspergillus ruber CBS 135680, 414 nucleotides. RefSeq names its product histone H2AZ (gene htz1). The transcript is spliced from 3 exons. Gene Ontology annotation, cellular component: nucleosome. Gene Ontology annotation, molecular function: DNA binding; protein heterodimerization activity; structural constituent of chromatin. Bases 1 to 414 code for a protein of 137 amino acids. NCBI's taxonomy places the organism in Eukaryota, Fungi, Ascomycota, Eurotiomycetes, Eurotiales, Aspergillaceae. The record is from RefSeq and is a predicted model, not a curated record.
AUGCCCGGCGGAAAGGGAAAGUCGAUUGGUGGAAAGGGUGGUUCCAAGGAGUCUGCGGGGAAGACUCAAAAGUCCCACAGCGCAAAGGCUGGCCUACAGUUCCCUUGCGGUCGUGUUAAGCGUUUCUUGAAGAACAACACCCAGAACAAGAUGCGCGUUGGUGCCAAGGCUGCCGUCUAUGUCACCGCUGUUCUUGAAUACCUGACCGCGGAAGUCCUGGAACUCGCGGGUAACGCCGCCAAGGACCUCAAGGUCAAGCGUAUCACCCCUCGUCACCUGCAGCUUGCGAUCCGUGGUGACGAAGAAUUGGACACCCUGAUCCGUGCCACCAUCGCCUUUGGUGGUGUUCUGCCUCGUAUCAACCGUGCUCUGCUGCUGAAGGUCGAGCAGAAGAAGGGCAAGAAGGAUGUUUAA